Messenger RNA from Ahaetulla prasina, 6262 nucleotides. RefSeq names its product kinase suppressor of ras 1 (gene KSR1). NCBI's taxonomy places the organism in Eukaryota, Metazoa, Chordata, Lepidosauria, Squamata, Colubridae. Bases 496 to 3288 code for a protein of 930 amino acids. Gene Ontology annotation, biological process: protein phosphorylation. The record is from RefSeq and is a predicted model, not a curated record. Gene Ontology annotation, molecular function: ATP binding; protein kinase activity. The transcript is spliced from 20 exons.
AAGCCAGACGGGGCGAGUUUGCAGCGGCGGCGGCUGAACAAUUUUUUAUUUUAUUUUUUUGGGGGGGCGCUGUCCUUAGACACCCCCUCCCCAACAACAACAAAAACCCACCCCCCAAAUAAAUCCUUUCCUUUCCUUGCUUUGGAAAGACGUGUGAGGAGGACUCCGCGGGGGCGAUGUGCAAGCGGUGCCCUCCUCCUCCUCCUCCUCCUCCGUUCCUUUCCCCGCGGAUGCCCCGAUCUAUCCGAAGGGGCAUCUUCCCCGGGCACGGACAAAGCGGGCCGAUGCAAUAAAAGAAGCGGCAGCGGCGCUGCAAAAAAGCUCCACAGCCCCGAUCCUCCUUUCCCUCGGACUCCGAAGGGGGCAGCCGGAGCCGGGCCGGAGCCCUUCCCUCCCUCCUGCCCGUCCGUCCGUCCGCCCGCCCUCCCUCGCUCCCUCCCUCGCUCGCUCCGGCGCAGGGCAGCCCUCUCGCAGCAGCCGCCCUGAUGCCGAGACAUGGAUAGAGCCACGGUCGCGCGUGGAGGUGCCCAGAAGAUGGUCGAGAGGAAGGAAGGCGGCGGCGGCGGCGGCGGGGCAGCAGCUGGAGGAAGAGGAGGAGGAGGCGGCGGCGGCGGUGGUGGUGGUGUCGGCGGUGGCUGCCGCCGAUCCCGGCCAACCGGGCUGGGCCGAGCCGGCUACGCUCUUCAGCAAUGCGGGCAGCUUCAGGACCUGAUCGACAUCUCGCUCUCCAGCUUGCAGGGGCUCCGCACUAAGUGCGCCGCUUCCAACGACCUCACGCAGCAGGAGAUCCGCACCCUGGAGGUGAAACUGGUCCGCUAUAUUGGUAUCCAGUUACAGUGCAAGUUCAGCGUCCCCUUAAAUGACAGGACGGUUGAGCUGAACAGCUAUCCCAGGCUCAGCGACUGGUUGUACCUUGUUAACCUGCGGAAGGACGUCAUUCAGAGGAUUCCGGAGGACCUAACGCUCGAUGCCUUCUUGGAGAUGAACGACUUGAAAGUCAAAGACACAAUGAAGAGAUACGGGGCCAGCACGGAAGAAUGUUCCCGGCUGAACGGAGCCCUCACCUGCUUGAGGAAAGCAACGCGGAUGGGCGGAGAGUACAAAGACCAUCUGGUGUGGAAUCCACCCGAUGUUUGUCGAGAAACCAGUCUGAUGCCCCCUUCUGAACUUUCACCCUGCCCUCCAGGACUCACAUGGAUACAAGGCAACCUUUCCCAUUUGAAAGGCAAUGGCCCACAGCCUCGUUCUGUCUCGGUCUCCACCAUCCCCUCUUCGGACAACUUGCCCACGAGUCAAGGUCCCCCAACCUUUGCCGACAGCCUCUUGGAAUCCUUUGCUUUCCCCACUCACUGUGGGCGGCGGAACCUCAGGACUCCUCACAGUACUGCCAUUACCCCACCGACCACGCCUCAGCUCAAGAGAGGGAAGCCACCACGGACUCCACCGCCACCCAGCCGAAAGGUUUUCCAGCUGCUGCCCAACUUCCCAACCCUCACACGAAGCAAAUCUCAUGAAUCCCAGCUCGGCAAUCGGAUAGAUGAAGUUCCUCCUAUGAAAUUUGACUUACCCCAGGGAUCGCCACAAGCGGUACGAAGAGAUAUUGGCCUGUCUGUCACACACAGGUUUUCUACAAAAUCCUGGCUCUCCCAGGUGUGCCAAGUGUGUCAGAAAAGCAUGAUGUUUGGAGUAAAAUGUAAACACUGCAGAUUAAAAUGUCAUAACAAAUGCACCAAAGAAGCUCCACCCUGUAGAAUAUCUUUCUUACCUAUACCACGGUUAAGGAGAACAGAGAGUGUCCCUUCCGAUAUCAAUAAUCCGGUUGACCGGCCUUCAGAACCACAGUUUGGGACUCUUCCAAAAGCCCAAGCUAAAAAGGACCAUCCCACAGCAAUCAAUCACCUCGACUCCAGUAGCAACCCAUCUUCUACCACCUCUUCCACACCAUCUUCUCCAGCCCCCUUCCAGUCUUCCAACCCCCCCAGCGCGACGCCUCCCCCAAAUCCAUCACCUAUGGGCCAGCGGGACAGCCGGUUCAACUUCCCAGCUGCUCACUACAUUCAGCAUAGACAACAGUUUAUCUUUCCAGAAAUUCCUGGUACUCCACAAAUAACGCAGCCUGCUGAAACUACAGAAAGUACUAACAGUGCUGAGGUGCCCCUAGAGACUGAUGGAGUUGAAGAACGGGACACAGAGCACACGGACGACCAAGAGCAAAAUAAGAUGGAAGCUGAGGACGAUGAAGAUGAGAUUGAUGACCUGCCAACCCGGCGUUCACGAUGGCGGGGGAUGAUCUCGCGCAAGGCUAGCCAAACCAGCGUCUACUUGCAGGAAUGGGACAUUCCCUUCGAGCAGAUUGAACUGGGAGACCCUAUUGGCCAAGGACGGUGGGGCAAGGUGUACCGGGGGAGAUGGCAUGGAGAGGUGGCCAUCCGUUUGCUGGAGAUAGAUGGGAACAACCAGGAUCACCUGAAGCUCUUCAAGAAGGAAGUGAUGAACUAUCGGCAAACCAGGCAUGAAAAUGUGGUGCUUUUUAUGGGUGCUUGCAUGAACCCCCCUCAUCUAGCAAUCAUUACCAGUUUCUGCAAAGGAAGAACGCUUCACUCAGUAGUCAGGGAUCCCAAAAUACCUCUGGAUAUCAACAAGACCAGGCAGAUAGCUCAGGAGAUUAUUAAGGGCAUGGGGUACCUUCAUGCAAAAGGGAUCGUGCACAAAGAUCUCAAAUCCAAGAAUAUUUUCUAUGAAAAUGGAAAAGUCGUAAUUACCGACUUUGGCCUGUUUGGAAUUUCUGGAGUGGUUCAAGAAGGAAGGCGUGAAAAUGAACUGAAGCUGCCUCAUGAUUGGCUGUGCUACCUGGCUCCUGAGAUUGUGCGUGAGAUGGCUCCCGGAAAAGAUGAAGAUAAGCUGCCCUUCUCCAAAGCUGCGGAUGUCUAUGCUUUUGGGACCGUGUGGUACGAGCUCCAGGCCAGAGAAUGGCCCUUUCAGAGCCAGCCAGCGGAGGCCUUGAUUUGGCAGAUCGGAAGCGGUGAAGGAAUGAAGCACGUCCUGCAAGCGAGUAGCCUGGGGAAAGAAGUCGGGGAAAUCCUCUCAGCGUGUUGGGCUUUUGACGUGGCUGAGCGGCCCAGCUUCACCCUCUUGAUGGAAAUGCUUGAAAAAUUGCCAAAGCUUAACCGGAGGCUUUCUCACCCGGGACACUUCUGGAAAUCAGCUGACCUUAACAGUAGCAAAAUGGUUAUCCGGUUUGAACGAUUUGCUCUGGGAGAUCUGGAAUCCAGUAAUCAAAAGAUAUAGCUUGCUGUGUUUUAAUGAUCCUUGGCUCCUGGUUUUUUUUUUCUUUCUUUCUCUGUGCCGUUCACACACCUGGGAAAAACCUGUCUGCGAUCUUAAAAUGGAAAAAUCCCAAAAGUUACGGAAGGAGAAGACGGCAAGUCCGCCCGCCCACGCGGCCCUAGCAAUAUGGAUGUUUGAUGUGUUUGCUUAAGUCAGAGGCUUCCUUUUUGAAAUGUUUACAUUUGGAUGACUCUUUUUUUUCUGUGUGGAUUAACGGUUAAUAAUAAACAUGAUAAAAAGGUGUCUUUUUUUUAAAAAAACAACAACAACUACUACCACCAAGCAUUUUCUCAAAGCACUUUUCUUAUUUCAAAAUUAUUCGGGCACUAUUUAAACCAUACGGUUUACAAGUCUGGGUUUUGUUGAUCAAGAAGCAAAAGUUUAGAAUGUUGCAUUGAAAACGGACCCUUUGCCAGUUGGAAGGUUUUGACAGGUCUUGAGGGCAGCAUGGUAGCAUCUAAGCCGGGGUGGGGAACUAUGGCCCCUUUUAUGGCUUGCGGACUUCAACUCCCAGAAUUCCUAAGCCAGCCGGCUCAGGAAUUCUGGGAGUUGAAGUCCACAAGUCAUAAAAGGGCCAUAGUUCCCCACCUCUGAUCGAAGCUGUCUGCAGGGCCCACUUUCACUCCUCCAACGAGCCUUCCAAUUUGGAGGAAGGCCUGGAAAAUUGUGGGCCCCUUUCUUCCCAGCCAGGCUGCAGUUUGAAAGCAAUAUAAAUAUCCUGCUGGGUAGACAGGACCUCUGAGCAUGUAUGUGCAUCUCUGAAGCUGCCAAAUGGAAAAAGAGCAUGAAAUAAAAUAGAUGCCAUAAAACCAUCUUACCUGGAAACCUGAGAUAGGUUGUGGCUCUGUCCCUUUGAAAAUCGCCAUCUUAACUUUUAUCUUUGUAAAGAAGAAGAAUUCCCUCAGACUGUGUUGGGUGCUGGUGACCAGGGGCAUUCCAAAUCAUUUAUUUUUAUUUUUAUUUUACAACAAAUUAAAAGGGGCUUACUAUCGAUUUCCGGAAUCGUGUUAAACCACCCAAUCCCUUUCUUUGCGAUCUGCAUUCUAAAUUUCUUUUCAGAUUUUGUAAAUCACCACUUAUCGGAUGCAGAUUGGGAAGCAGAGUUUCUCAUCUAUGAGAGGGCAGGAAUGGGAUGGGGAUUGUGUGUGCAUGGGUGUAGUUCUUGCACACUUCUACACAGCUACCACCUUUUCCCAAGUAACGACAACUUAAUCAGAAUAGAGGAAUCUGUAUCCUCUAGAACAGGUCCCUUAAAGAUUUGUGGACUUCAACUCCCAGAGUUCCUCAGCCAGCUUUGCUGGCUGAGGGAUUCUGGGAGUUGAAGUCCACAAGUCUUAAAGGGACCAAGGUUGGAGAUCCCUGCUCUAGAAUCUAGAUUCUGUAUUGUUAGACUCUAGAUCCCAUCAUCCUGGCCUCUUGACAAGAGGGAUGACAAUCUGUUCAUCCAGGUUUGCAGUAACAUGCUUCAAUCCUAUUCUUAACCAUGAUCUGAACUCAUGUUUCCCCUGCCCCCUGGUGAAGGAAUGUGAAAGCCCUGUUUAUUCAGAACUACCCUUUUUAUGACCAAAAUAAAUAUUAAACUAAGUAUAUUAUUGCCGUUAGAUUAAUCUGGACCCAACUCGUAGGUCGUUGGUGAAAUGUUUUAUUUUCUUUCUCCUUGUUUCUGAAAUAUCCUUUUGAUUUAACGUUCAGAAGCAGAACAGAAGAUAAGUGGUAUAAACAUUCUUUAUCUUUCUGAUCAUUGAAACAUGGAGAAUAAAAAUUGGAGUGGUGGUCUGGAUAAUGGGAAUCAGUGGUUCACUGGUGACAUUAUGGGCUUAGUCCACUUUUGACAUUAAAACACCACACCUUGGCAACUUUAAGACGUUCAGCUCCCAGAAAUCCCGAGCCAGCCAUGGGAAUUCUGGGAAUUGAAAUCCACAAAUCUUAAAGCUGUCAAGGUAAAGGAAUACUGACCUGAGGUUACAAGACAUCUCUGUCGGACUGUCUCUGCCUGCCAGUUCCUUAAAAAGUUGCCUGCAAAUUACAAUUAUUAUUGUUAAAUAUGCCAGGAAGGAAAAUUAUAAAAUACAGAAGAGAAUUCAUACUAGUUGUAAUUAUUAUAAGAAACAAUAAAGUUAAGGUUAUUUGCUCCACUGAAUUCCUGUGUCCUGGUUCAUGUGACAGCCGAAAUUAAGUGUGAUCCCCCCCCCCCCCAGAAAUCUCGACUUUCAAUACAAUUCUACUCUUAAAAACUCCUCCUGUUUACACCAGGGGUCUCCAACCUUAGCAACUUUAAGCUUUGCUGGCUAGGGAAUUCUGGGAGUUGAAAUCCUCCAGGCUUAAAAUUGCCAAGGUUAGAGACUCCUGGUUUACCUUGUUAUAUAUCCAGAUGCAUCUGCCAGCAAGUAAGAGAAUGACUCACGUUUUCCCCCUCAUCUAAGGUAAAAGGAACCCACAUACACACACAAAACAAAUCAAGAAAAAAAACUGCUAUCGUUUGUUCAUUACUCCUUUUAUGCUGAUUGUAAGAAAAUGAAUUAGCACUGUGAGAUUGUGAGGUUAUGUCUUUCGGGUUCUUUUUAAAGGGAAGCACAUUCAGGAGUUUCCCUAGUCACAAUUUAAACCCUGUAAACUUUUAAGUCUGUAAUAUUGGAGAAAAUUUACUUUUUUUUUUCCUAAAUGUAAACUUUGUACAGUGAAUACACACGCCUAUAUAUAAAUAUAUAUAUAAAUAUAUAAAUACUUUCUAUCAACUAAGUUUGUCUUCUGAAAUGGCUAUUAAUUUAAUUUAAAAAUGGUUAGUAUUAACAAAGAGUUCUGUAUUGUUUUUUUUCAGCUGUUGAGAGGGGGGAAAAAAGUCUGUAAAAGAACGUUCUAUGCUAAUGAAAUUCUAAAUAUUUUAGAGUUUCUUUAAGUGAAUAAAAUUUUGCUCUGGAUGAAACACCUGAAGUGA